GCCGUUUUGUUUUUCCAGCGCCGUGUGUCAAGUUUCGCUUGCCGCUGUUGCUGGUUCGGUUUACAGUUCACGUCUGAUAAGCCGGCGACUCUCAUGAUUAUACGGCAGCUGCUUUCGCUUAAUUUUCGAGGUAUUAAGCGCGUUCUAACCUGCGUUAGAUCAGCUGCCACAAGUAUGGAGCAUGGGAAAGGUGGCAGGACGCUUUGCAGCGACGGGCUUGUAUGGAUCGACUUGGAGCUGACUGGCCUAGACCUGGAAAAAGACCGCAUCAUGGAGGUGGCUUGUGUGGUGACGGACAAGGAUCUCAAUGCUAUCUCAGGGGGUCUCAACUUGGUGUUGCACCAGCCAGAUGACAUUCUCACGAAGAUGGGGGACUGGUGCAAGGAGCAUCAUGGAAAGUCGGGACUGACCGAGGCCUGCCGUAAGAGUCAUCUGACACUCAAAGAGGCGGAAGACCAGCUUUGCAGUUAUGUCGGGGGUCUGGUGACACCUGGCCAGUGUCCACUUGCUGGCAGCACAGUUUACAUGGACCGUCGCUUUUUGCAGCGAGACAUGCCCCGGCUGGACAGCUUGCUCCACUACCGCAUUGUGGAUGUCAGCACCGUCAAGGAGCUUGCAAGGCGGUGGUUCAGGGAGGAGUAUUACCAGGCUCUGAGGCUGAAGACAGCAUCCCACAGGGCCAUGCCAGACAUUCUAGAGAGCAUAAAAGAGCUGAAGUUUUACCGGAACAAGAUAUUCAUUGCAAAAGAGUCCAGCAGUCCAAGCAAAGUAGAAGUAAAUAUGUCUAUUUAACAAACUUUGCCGUCUGUGACAGUGUAUAAGCGUUAUAUUUUUGAAAAGUUACUGUGGUACUCACACUUUCAUAUCAUACACUGCAUCAUCAUCAUCAUCAGCCUGACUGAACUCACGGCAUGGCAAAGCCAUCUCCCAUUUUAAUGUUAGAGCGUCAAAGAGCUCGUUUCACAGAAAUUUUGGCAUGGGCGUCGCCGGUUUUGAGUGAAAUUCAUUAUCUUUGCAUGACCGAAAAAUUAAGAAAGAUGCAAAUAAAAUUCCAGGUCUGACUGGGAAACCAAGUAGAGUCGCUUGCGUGGCAAGUGAGUCUUCUACCAUACA
Molecule: messenger RNA, 1113 nt
Organism: Rhipicephalus microplus (southern cattle tick)
Lineage: Eukaryota; Metazoa; Arthropoda; Arachnida; Ixodida; Ixodidae
Product: oligoribonuclease, mitochondrial
Cellular component (GO): mitochondrion
Molecular function (GO): nucleic acid binding; 3'-5'-RNA exonuclease activity
Source: RefSeq, a predicted model, not a curated record